Molecule: messenger RNA, 1574 nt
Organism: Heterobasidion irregulare TC 32-1
Lineage: Eukaryota; Fungi; Basidiomycota; Agaricomycetes; Russulales; Bondarzewiaceae
Exons: 11
Coding region: 1-1476 (491 amino acids)
Cellular component (GO): mitochondrion
Molecular function (GO): alcohol dehydrogenase (NAD+) activity; metal ion binding
Source: RefSeq, a predicted model, not a curated record
AUGCCUCCCCCCGCGUCUCGCAAUGCCAUUCUACGCCUGAUGAACAUAUCUCAACACACUGCGUGUCCUUGUCACGGCUGUCGAGCCGCUGGUCAUGCUCAUCAGGCCAUCAACCAGAUGAGGAGAUUGGCGACCCCAGUCAAUGCGGUCGAGAAAGAAUAUGCGUUCGAGCUGGCUGCUUCUAAUCUUCGAUUUGGAGACGGUGUCACCAGGGAAGUCGGCAUGGAUCUCAAGAACAUGAAAGCGACAAAGGUCGGAGUGUUCACCGACCCUAAUGUUGCAAAAUUGUUACCUAUGAAAAUGGCUCUGGAGUCGCUUGAGUCGCAAACUGACUUGCCCUUUGAAGUCUACGACAGAGUUGUAGCAGAGCCCACGGAGGACAGCUGGCGAGACGCGAUUGCAUGGGCCAGGCAACAUAACUUCAGUCAUUUCUUGGCGGUGGGAGGAGGAAGCGUGAUCGACACAGCCAAGGCAGCAAAUCUGUUCACUGUCUAUGGGGAAUCGGAUCUUUUCGACUUCAUCAACGCCCCUGUUGGGAAAGGCCAACCCAUUGCGAGGCCUCUUCGCCCACUUAUUGCCAUUCCAACGACUGCUGGUACCGGCUCCGAAACAACUGGGACUGCCAUCGUCGAUAUCACUUCCAAAUCUUUCAAGACCGGUAUUGCAAGUCGUGCGAUGAAGCCUGCACUAGGCAUUGUGGACACUUACAACACUGAGACAUGUCCAACGGCUGUACAUAUCAGUUCCGGACUGGAUGUGUUAUUCCACAGUUUGGAAAGCUAUACUGCCAUUCCGUACACUGAGCGCACACCACGUCCGUCGAACCCGAUUCUCCGGCCGGCGUACCAGGGAAGCAAUCCUGUAGCGGACAUAUUCUCUUUCUGGGCACUGCAGCAGACAGUUCAGCAUCUACCUCGAGUUGCGAAGAACAGGGAUGAUACUGAGUCGAGGAGACAGCUGCUGCUCGCAGCGUCCUUUGCGGGCAUCGGCUUCGGUAAUGCAGGCGUCCAUCUGUGUCAUGGAAUGAGUUACCCUAUAUCUGGAUUGAACAAGAAAGGUCCCAAGUACAAGCACGCUGGUUACAAUGUUGACCACCCAAUCAUUCCUCACGGUGUCAGCGUUGCAAUCACCGGCCCAGCAGUCUUCCAAUUCACGGCUCCCUCUUCGCCUGAUCGUCAUCGUCAAGCUCUCGCCGUUUUCAAGAACACCACGCCCAUGGACUCUUCAAUCACGGCCAUUCCAGACAGCGAGAUCGGUGCUCACCUGUACGAGGCCAUCGCUGCCUUCCUCGAUGGUCUCGGUGUGCCACGCGGUCUAAAAGCCUUGGGGUACACCAGAGCAGAUGUGCCGCAGUUGGUGGAGGGCACACUUCCGCAGAGGCGAGUACUGGAUCUGGCACCUGGGAUCGGGGAUAUCGUAGGCGAGGACGGAAGGGAGCAUCUGACCAAGAUGUUGGAGAGUUCAUUGGAAUAUUAGGAUUGGACCCCAUGGCAAUGGUUUUUUUUGCAUGACCAGAUCUGUAUACAGUAUUGUACACGUACUACGGAAGGAAUCUAUACAACGGGUUUCUGGGU